Oppiella nova is the source of this 2354-nucleotide messenger RNA. The record is from the annotation of a GenBank genome assembly. Lineage: Eukaryota; Metazoa; Arthropoda; Arachnida; Sarcoptiformes; Oppiidae.
CACACCGGUCGCACAAAACAUAACAAAAACACAAUUCAUUUGAAAUUAAAAUCAUUUAAACUUUUAAUUAAUUGUGAAUUAAAUACUAAUUUGUAAUAUAUUUAAGUCAUAGCCGAUAGACACCGAUAGCCAUGAAGUUAGUCCGGUUUCUCAUGAAGUUAUCGCACGAGACGGUGACCGUUGAGCUCAAGAACGGAACAGUUGUGAGCGGUACGAUAGCGGGCGUCGAUGUGGCGAUGAAUACGCACCUGAAGUCCGUGAAGCUGUUGAAUAGGACGGGCGGCUCGCAAACGCUGGACUCCCUGUCCAUUCGGGGCAAUAAUAUCCGGUAUUACAUACUUCCGGACGCAUUACCGUUGGAGACACUUCUGGUGGACGACACGCCUAAGGCUAAGGCCAAGAAGCGCGAGGCGAUGGCCUCCCGAUCGGGUGCCGCUCGUGGACGAGGCAGAGGGCGCGGACGUGGAGGUCGUGGCGGCGGCGGCGGCGGCGGUGGUGGCGGUGGCGGCGGAGGAGGCGGUGGUGACUUUCAGAAUGCGAUCAAAGAUAGUGUAGAAUUGGUGGAGAAAUUUAAAAGCGAUCAAUUUAUACCCGGAUUAGUAGUGGGUAUCAAUUAUAAGGGUAAACAGGUUUGGGUCCAAAGUUUUGGCUAUUCGGACGUCGAAAAUGAUAUUAAGUGUAGAACGGAUACUGUUCUCCGGACGGGUAGUGUGAGUAAAGCUAUUGAGACGGCACUGGUAGCCAAACUUGUUGAGUCGGGAAAAAUUAUAUGGAAUUCAGAGAUUCAUCAAUAUAUCAGUGAACAGGACUUUCCAGUCAAACAAUGGGAAGGACAAGUGGUGAAUAUAACAGUCCGACAGUUAAUGUCAAUGACAGGAGGCAUCAGAUCAUCGGAAGAAUUACGAGACUUCCGUCGUAUCCUCGACUGCCAUAACGUGACCGACACUUUAGCCUAUUUUCGUGGGGACCCACUGGUGGCCAAACCGGGCACUAAAUUCUAUUACUCCAACUGGGGCUGGCAUUUGAUCGGUGCUAUCAUGGAGUCCGUUACCGGACAAGACUUUGAGGUCAAUAUGAAUGACUUGUUCGCAGAAUUUCACAUGAAUUCAACUCGACUUUCAAGACAUGAGCUCAUAAUCCCUCACCGGAUCAGACCAUACACUCGGACACGAACUCCUGAUAAGAAACAUUGGAUUCUGAAAAGUGCGGCACUUAUUGAGGACUUGGGUAGACCACUGCCAUGGCUUCCAAUGGGAGGCAUUAUCACAAGAUAUCUGAAAUCGGCGACAGUUAAAGAACUGUGGACUCCUAGACUAUCUGGUUAUGGCAUGGGAUGGUAUGUCGGGAAAUAUACUGAUCCUAAAACUAAUGCCACGGAUAAGCAGUUUAUCCAUUAUUCUGGUUCUGUUGCGGGCAGUGUAUGCACUGUAGCAUUGGUUCCAGAGUUAGACAUAUCAGUGGCAAUGAUAGCCAAUAUGGGAGGCAUUAAUUUGGAUAAGACAUCGCUAUCUGUUUUGAAUUCAUUUGUAAAAAUAUUAAAGAGUAAGGUUUGGGUCCAAAGUUUUGGCUAUUCGGACGUCGAGAAUGAUGUUAAGUGUAGAACCGAUUCAGUUCUCCGGACGGGUAGUGUUAGUAAAGCUAUUGAGACCACACUGAUGGCCAAACUUGUGGAGUCCGGCAAAAUUGUGUGGGACUCAGAGAUUCAUCAAUAUAUCAGUGAACAGGACUUUCCUGUGAAACGAUGGGAAGGACAAGUGGUGAAUAUAACAGUUCGACAAUUAAUGUCAAUGACAGGAGGCAUCAGAUCAACGGAAGAUUUACGAGACUUCCGUCGUAUCCUCGACUGCCAUAACGUGACCGACACUUUAGCCUAUUUUCGUGGGGACCCACUGGUGGCCAAACCGGGCACUAAAUUCUAUUACUCCAACUGGGGCUGGCAUUUGAUCGGUGCUAUCAUGGAGUCCGUUACCGGACAAGACUUUGAGGUCAAUAUGAAUGGCUUGUUCGCAGAAUUUCACAUGAAUUCCACUCGACUUUCAAGACAUGAGCUCAUAAUCCCUCACCGGAUCAGACCAUACACUCGGACACAAACUCCUGAUAAGAAACAUUGGAUUCUAAAAAGUGCGGCACUUAUUGAGGACUUAGGCCAACCGCUACCAUGGCUUCCAAUGGGAGGCGUUAUUACAAGUGUUCCCGAUUUGCUAACUUUCACUGAUAUUAUGAUUAAGAGUUAUAAAGGCCAUGGAUAUCUGAAAUCGGCGACAGUUAAAGAGCUGUGGACUCCCAGACUAUCUGGUUAUGGGAUGGGAUGGUUUGUGGGAAAAUAUACUGAUCCCAAGACUAAUGCCACGGAU